Messenger RNA from Boleophthalmus pectinirostris (great blue-spotted mudskipper), 2533 nucleotides. RefSeq names its product cAMP-regulated phosphoprotein, 21 (gene arpp21). Gene Ontology annotation, molecular function: nucleic acid binding. Gene Ontology annotation, cellular component: cytoplasm. The coding region runs from base 291 to 2243 and encodes 650 amino acids. The transcript has 20 exons. The record is from RefSeq and is a predicted model, not a curated record. NCBI's taxonomy places the organism in Eukaryota, Metazoa, Chordata, Actinopteri, Gobiiformes, Gobiidae.
UCCUGCUCCGGCGGAGACGGGCAAAAGGCGGAGGAGGAGCAUCGGGGCGCACAGUCAACACCGAGCAGCACAGAGCGGCACCGCCGAUCACCGGACACCUCACCGCCGAUCACCGGACACCGACAGCAGCCCGCGGCGGAGGGACACGCUGCACGUAAAGAGUCAACAGAGAAAGGGACGGCGGAGGCAAGUGGAGAGGAUAAUUGCAUUUCUGGCUGCCCUGUGGGAUCAUGGGAUAUAUGACCUCAUCAUUCACCUUUGAGGCUUGCUAACAAACAGCACCAGAUAGAAUGACAGAAAUUCUGGACAAUUCAGAUGUCGCUGACAUGACGCCAUGUGGUGUCACUGAGCUGUCCUCCCCGUCGCCAAUACUCACUAAACAGGACGAGGGGGAGUGUCCAUAUGAAUGUAAGAAGUUCAACUCCAAUAAACACUGUAACCAGGUGCAACCAAAGAAAAAAGUCAAGGCCAAAGGGAAGUUGAUGCGGAGUGCAGCUGUUUGUGAGGAGUCACCCCCAGUUGAAGAGAGAAUUUCAGAGGACAAUAUCUCUUGCAGCACUGACAAUGACAAAAGUUUGUGCAAAUCGGAUGACCAAGAUCCAAAGAAAUGCUCACUGUCCAAAGAAGAAACGGGUGCAGAGUACACAGACUCCACGGGUAUAGACCUACACCAGUUCAUUGUUGAUACACUAAACAGCAAUCCCAGGGAGCGCAUGAUGCUGCUUAAACUGGAGCAGGAUAUGAUCAACUUCAUCACCAGCAAUAGCCCCUUUAAGAGGUUUCCCCCCAUGUCGUCUUACCACCGCAUGCUGGUUCAUCGGGUGGCAGCCUACUUUGGCAUGGAGCACAAUGUCGACCAGACUGGCAAAUGUAUCAUAAUUAACAAGACCAGCAGCACACGCAUACCAGAACACCGCUUUUUGGAUGAAGUACAAGAAGACAAGCGGGACGAAAUGCACAGAUGGAAGGUUAUUUUGAAGCGAGACAGCAGCUUAGAUGACCAGACACAGCCUCGGUUUCACCCGUUACGAGAAAGGCAAAGUAAGUCAAUGGAGGAGCGAGAAGAGGAGUACCAAAGAGUUCGAGACAGAAUUUUCAACCAAUUUCCAAAUGUCAACCCAGAGCCACAGAGCACCCAGGAGACCGCCCAUACAGAAACCAGGGCUGUGGAGGAGUACAAUCCAUAUGCAGAGACCCAGAGGAGAAGGCAGCUCUUCAGAGGAAGCCGUGACAAUUCGGGCUCCAGCUGGACUGGCAGCAGCAGACAAAGCAGCUUUGACACCGACUGUCGCUAUAGCAGCGACCCUCGACCUUGGAGCAGCACCGACUCUGAUUCCUCCUACCAGUGGUCAAGCUCCACCACCAAACCUCGGCAAACGGCCAACAGCAGCUGGGACACACAUGGCUCCAUCACUCUUGUCAGACUUCCUCCCAGUGGUCAACACCCCUCUCCCCCUCCCUUCAUGGAGGAACAAGCUCCAAACACAACCUUUGUUAUGGAGAACGGAAUACCUCCAGGAAGCAUCUUGGUCAACCCUCACACUGGACAACCUUUUCUCAACCCAGAUGGGACCCCCGCAGUCUACAACCCUCCUGACAGCCAGCAGCCAAUCAGGAGCCAGGCACAGCUCCAGGGCUCAGCUCCCCAACAGCAGAUGCUGCAGUACUCGUCUGUCUCAUACACAACUCCACAGAUGUUACCUGUCACACCGUCACAGCCCUACUCCUCCACCAUUGAAGACCUCUCCUCUCAGUUUGCUCAUGCGUCUGUGAACUGUCAGUCAAACACUGAAGCCCCAUCGAUGUACCCUCCCAGUCAGGGAUAUGUCUAUGCAGCACCGCCUCCUCCACUGCUCCCUACCCCACCCAACUACUGCCAGCCUUCACCUCAGGUGCCUGUUUAUUAUUAUGGCCAGUACCCUACCUCAUCCCAGCACAGUUGCCGCCCUGGCUCUCCUGGCCCCCACAUUGUAGGCCAAACUGCACAUCCAACAGCUGGCUAUGCCCCCACAGUGGGGGUGCAGCAGACUGCCCCGGCCCAGACAGUGAUGGGGAGCUACACCUCAAUGGCCUCUCGUCACUGUGCGCUGAUUCAGGGAGGCGUGCCAGUGUCAUAUCCCCAAAGUAAAGUAAUGGGUACAGAGGGAGGGUACUGCUGUGUGCCUCCACCACCCCACCAUGGAACCUGCCACCCCUCUUCCUGCACCAACCUGACCGCCUCAACCUGGAGCGCGCAGUACUGAUGAAUAAACUAUACACACGAAGGCACCUUUUUUAUUGUUUCCUCUUCUUCUUGAGGUUGCUUACAGGGUUUACCGCUAACACAUCAAGCUUGUACCAGAGAAAGAUAGACCCACGCACACACUGUACCAAAGCUUAGAGUAUAUUUAAGAGCUGCUGUAUUGGAUGCAUUAUUUAUAAUCACAAAUGGAGUUUUAUAUUGAUAUUAAAUUAUAUAUUGUGUUUUAAGGAAAUGCACUGUGUGAAUAGAAUAAAGUGCUGUGGCUGAACUGACAACCACAUUUAUAUAUCA